CCGGGGAGCCGGGCUGGGGGGCGGGGGCGGCCUCCGAACAGGGCCCGGGCCCGAGCCGCCGCCGGAACUGCGAGGGACGACAACGACCGGGGCAGGGCAGCGCCGGCGGGCCAGAGUCGCGCGCCCCGGCCCGCACCCUCGGCGUCCUGCACCUUUCCGUGCGGUGUUCCGGCGUUCUUCCCUCGCCCGCUCCGCCCCCGCCCCGGCCCCUGCGGCCCAGCCCCGGGUACGAUGCUGCCCAGCUCCAUCCAGAUUUCGGGAGAGCCGCUGUCAGGCGCCGAGGUGCGGGACAUCUGCCGCGGCCUGCGCGACAACGCCGUGCGCCUGCUCUCCCUGCGUGGCUGCCGCCUCUGCGACCGCGACUUCGGCCGCAUCUGCCGGGCCCUAGCCGGAGCCACAUCCCUGGCUCAGCUCAACCUUAACCUGGGCGUCGUGUCCAGCCCCAGCCGCAUCAAACAGCUGGCGGAGGCGCUGCGGACCAACCGCUCCAUCCAGUCCCUCUUCCUGCACGGAAGCCCACUGACAGAUGCUGGUCUGGCCCUGCUGAACCCAGCCCUGGCCCUCCACCCUGCCCUCGUGGCUCUGGACCUGGGGGACUGCAUGCUGGGUGACGAAGCCAUCAACCUCAUCUGUGGCCUCCUCCCUCCGGACGGGGCCAAGUCUGGCCUGAAGGAGCUGACACUGAGCGCCAACCCUGGCAUCACCCCCAAGGGCUGGAGCCGCCUGGCCAUCGCUGUGGCCCACAGUUCCCAGGUCCGAGUCCUCAAUCUGGACUACAACCCUCUGGGUGACCACGUGGCAGGGAUGCUAGCUGUGGCUGUGGCCUCCAGCCGUACCCUAGAGGUCCUAGACUUGGAAGGGACCGGGCUCACCAAUCAGUCAGCUCAGACCCUGCUGGACAUGGUGGAAAAUUACCCGACAGCCUUGCGGAGUCUGGUGUUGGCUGAGAACAGCAUCAGCCCCGAGCUGCAGCAACAAAUCUGUGACCUUCUUUCUGAGGGCGAGGAGGAGGAGGAGGUGGCCGGAGGGACUGGCAACACCCAGGAAUGGGAACGAGAGAGGGAGCCCGCUGCCCACCAGAGGGGCAGCAGCUCCUGGAUGUGCCCCGGCGACGCCAGCUCGCAGAUGGUGCUGAUGACAUCAGGACUAGGGGACAGUCUGCUGGCUGAAACCGAGAUGUGACUUUCCACUUGGGUUUCUGUGUCAUGACAUACAUGUUUUUCUCUGUCCCCAGUGCCUUCCCUGGAUGGCAGGGACAGGCCCUGUGGCUUGAGAGGGCAUGGGGAUGGGGGUGGCCCUGGGGCUCUGGCAGCUCCUGGCAGUGUGGGAAGCUCUGGAAGCUGUGGCUGACAACAGCCUUGGAAGCACUGGAGCCCAGGGCAACGCCUUUGGACUCGUUGGCAGCUCUGGCUACAACCCGCUGGCUCGGAAGAGAUUUUAUAAAAUCUACAACUUGG
Messenger RNA from Heterocephalus glaber (naked mole-rat), 1457 nucleotides. RefSeq names its product leucine rich repeat containing 73 (gene Lrrc73). NCBI's taxonomy places the organism in Eukaryota, Metazoa, Chordata, Mammalia, Rodentia, Bathyergidae. The record is from RefSeq and is a predicted model, not a curated record.